Molecule: messenger RNA, 761 nt
Organism: Daldinia vernicosa
Lineage: Eukaryota; Fungi; Ascomycota; Sordariomycetes; Xylariales; Hypoxylaceae
Product: ribosomal protein S16, mitochondrial
Exons: 4
Coding region: 307-669 (120 amino acids)
Biological process (GO): mitochondrial translation
Cellular component (GO): ribosome; mitochondrial small ribosomal subunit
Molecular function (GO): structural constituent of ribosome
Source: RefSeq, a predicted model, not a curated record
GAUGUUGAGCAGUUAAAGGUUAUGAGGUUCCUAAUUUAAACUGAAUUAAAAAGGGUUGGAAAGUAUUUGAGAAAAGAGGAGGAGUUUGAGAGUUUAGAGUUUAGGAAUUUAGUUAAACUGAUCGACUGACAUCACCGGGGGAAGCUGUGAUCUUAAUUGGCUUCAACUAGUGUAAGUGCCAUGCGAUCAACUGACUAAGCAAAGGACAUCACUCCGAUUGGCCAUAUCGGAGAAAACAGUCUCCAGGCCCGUCAAAAUUAUUGAAUCUAUUCGACCUACAAUCCUCAAAACGGUACUGCGAUCAGGAUGGUGGUGAAGAUUCGUCUUGCGCGCUUCGGGCGUAGGAACGCUCCUUUCUACAAUAUUGUCGUCGCCCAUGCGAGAACGGCACGAGACAGCAAGCCGCUUGAGGUCAUCGGCACAUACGACCCUAUCCCGAAGCCCGACCCAUACGACGACUCGGGAAAUUUACACAAAGACAUCAAGCUGGACACAUUAAGAGCUAAGUACUGGAUUGGUGUUGGUGCGCAGCCCACAGAUACUGUUUGGAGAUUAUUAUCAAUGGUGGGCAUCAUGGAACCAAAAUAUCGAAACACCGAACCGCGGACCCCGCCCCCUAUGCCGCGUGAAGUCCAAGACGAUUCAAAACCCCAAGAUCCGACAAAUUGAGAAAUACCAUAUCCACGAAUACAAAGCGCAUCACGCCUCUUAACCUCGGGAUAGGAUAGUACUAUUAAGAAGGGAGAGCAUAUGCGGUCGAC